AUGGCUGCAACAACUGAAAACGAAACUCUGUUACCAUUACUUGAUAUUCUCAAUGGAUCAAAUACGACGGAUAAAGAAAUAUUUGUGGCCAGCACUGAAGGAAUGUUAUUAUCCUAUUCGUUUCUGCUUGUUUCUGCACUUCUAUGCGUUUAUUUUGGUUCAUAUCGAUCAAUAACACAUCAGGAUAAACAAAAAAAAUCCGGAGAAAAACCUGAAGUACUUACAGCUAAAGAUGCUGCUAUGUUUCCGUUUAUUGCAAGUGGAUUUUUAUUUGGUAUUUACGUUGUUAUAUUACUUGUCUCAAAAGAAUAUAUAACAUUCGUUUUAAAUAUCUAUUUUUUCGUUAUUGGAAUUGUUGCGCUCUUUCGUGCCAUACAUCCAAUUGUCGAUCGAAUACGUUUACCAUCAUUGGAAAAGCUUCGUGAACGACAAUUUCAUUUGAAAUUAUCCGAGAAUAAUACUUCAAACAAUGAUAUAAUGCAUAUAGAUUUUAAAUUUAAUUUUCUGGACAUAAUCGCAUUAUUCUUCUGUGUUUUAAUUGGUGUUUGGUAUUUACUCAAACGUCAUUGGAUAAGUAACAAUAUAUUUGGUAUUGCUUUUUCGUUAAAUGCAAUUGAAAUUCUUCAUUUCAAUAAAGUUUUCAACGGAUGUGUUUUACUUGGUGGCUUAUUUAUCUACGAUAUCUUUUGGGUUUUUGGCACCAAUGUUAUGAUUACCGUCGCGAAAUCAUUUGAUGCACCAAUCAAAUUAAUUUUUCCUCAAGAUUUACUUGAAAGUGGAAUAUUUGCAGCAAAUAAAUUCGCCAUGCUUGGACUCGGUGAUAUUGUUGUUCCCGGAGCAUUUAUUGCGUUAUUACUUCGUUAUGAUAUGACGCGUAAAUCAAAAUCACCACUUUACUUUAAUGUUUCAUUUGUUGCGUAUGUUAUUGCAUUGUUAAUAACAAUUCUUAUACUUCAAAUAUUUAAACAUGGUCAACCGGCUUUACUUUAUAUUGUACCACUUUGUGUCGGUUUUCCAUUGUUAACAGCAUUGCUUUGCAGAGAUUGGACAGCAAUGUUUGCCUAUGAAGAUCAUCCAACACCUAAUGAAGAAGUUGAAAAGAAAAAAGAAUAG
Messenger RNA from Rotaria socialis, 1113 nucleotides. The record is from the annotation of a GenBank genome assembly. Lineage: Eukaryota; Metazoa; Rotifera; Eurotatoria; Philodinida; Philodinidae.